GAAAUGACGACUGAGACAGUAAGCGAAUCCCAUACAAAUAGCCUACAAAUCUCCUUCCUCGAAGAGAGAAUACAGUCCCUUCCCGUCUUCCUUCAUCUCUGUCACGCGUUUAGAAGAAGGAAGAAAAAAACUUAGUAGCAGCGAGGGUGUUGGGCUUUUCUCCGAUCUAUCUCUCCAUAGACAUUUUGGGCAGAUUCGCGUUUAGCAUUGACCAGCCUUUGCCGUUCCAAAUACUCUCCAUAGUCGUCUCUUUCUUCUCCCUUUCCAUUUCCCCUUCAAUAAAUGCAUGAUCUACCUCCUGUAUAUCAUUCCCAAGAACCCCAAGAAAAUCACCCAGAAAGUCCCCAUAAAUGAUUCCUACCCGUUUCAGCGCCGCCGUUUUGCUAUUUCUUUCGCUUCUGUUACCGUCCCUUUGCUUGGGCAUCCGGUCGUUUCGGAUUAGAGUGGUCGGCGGGGAUGAUGAGUUCGGAGUACCGUGGCUGCGAUUUGCCGAAGCACCGGACUACCGUAACGGAGCGGACUGCCCCGUGUCGACCGACGGGGAAUUCGGCUCCUCGUGCGACACGUCGCUCGUUCACAUCGCGAUGACUUUGGACUCGGAGUAUCUACGAGGCUCCAUGGCGGCUGUUCACUCGGUUUUGCGGCACGCUUCCUGCCCGGAGCACGUCUUCUUCCACUUCAUUUCGGCCGAGUUCGACCCGGUGAGCCCCCGGGUACUCACCCAACUCGUGCGAUCCACGUUCCCUUCCCUCAAUUUUAAGGUCUACAUAUUCCGCGAGGACGCGGUGAUCAACCUCAUCUCCUCUUCGAUUCGCCAAGCUCUCGAGAACCCGUUGAACUAUGCCAGGAACUACCUGGGCGACAUACUCGAUCGCUGCGUCGAGCGGGUCAUUUACCUUGACUCGGACGUGAUCGUGGUUGACGACAUUCGCAAGCUCUGGGACAUCCCGCUCAGUGGGCACCGAGUCAUCGGUGCGCCCGAGUACUGCCACGCGAACUUCACCAAGUACUUCACCGACUCGUUCUGGUCCGACCCCGUCCUCUCCCGCGUCUUCGCCUCCAGAAAACCGUGCUACUUCAACACGGGCGUGAUGGUCAUGGACCUGGAAAGGUGGAGAGAGGGGAACUACAGGAAGAGAAUCGAGAACUGGAUGGAAUUGCAGAGGAAGAAGAGGAUCUACGAUCUGGGUUCGCUCCCGCCGUUCUUGCUAGUCUUUGGCGGGAACGUGGAGCCCGUUCAUCACAGAUGGAACCAGCACGGUCUCGGCGGCGACAAUGUUAGGGGAAGCUGUCGGCCGCUGCACCCGGGACCGGUCAGUUUGCUGCACUGGAGUGGGAAAGGGAAGCCCUGGGUUCGACUCGAUGCCAAGAAGCCUUGUACGCUUGAUAGUCUUUGGGAGCCGUACGAUCUUUACAGAGCAAACGUUCAGACGUUGGGGUCUUCAUCUCCAACAUCGUCUUCGACCUUGGUUGGGAAUUCGGUUUAUUUCUUAUGACGAUUCUUUGAUGCAUUGUUCAGUUUAAUUCUUUGGUAGCUGUGUACGCUGUACAGAUGGAUGAGGACCUGAGGUUCUGUUGGUUUUCUUUUUUUUUUUUCUUUUUUUAAGUUCUACUUCGAUUUAUUUCUCGAUUUCCAUUUUUUGGAUUCUAAAUUCUUUAGAACGGUAUUGGUGAUUUGAUUUCUUUGUACGUAAAAUGUAAUGGGGAAUUUUAAGGAAAGGAAAAGAACAACUCUGUUUUUUUUUUUUUUUGAAAAUAAACAACUCUGUUGUUCUUUGUUCUUUCAUUCACUCAAGGUUCCAAACUAUUCUAGGGUCCAUAAUUUAUGAUUUUGUGUUAUUUUUUGACUUUGGCCGAUGAGAAUACUGACGGCAUUGUGAUGUGUUUCUGUCAUUUACCUCUCUGUCUCAAGAACCAAAGUUGGUCUAUGGGAAGAAGCAGGUUAUGAUUGAAUUGAUCACAGAUUCACAGGGCUUCAAAGCCAACUACAUGAUGGGUUAGAAAUAAGAAGGGAAUCCAAUGCUAGAUACACAGCCCCUCUUUCCUUAGUAUGUUCAAAUUUAACCACUUUGGAUACCCAGAAAUUAUGGCAUGUGCAUCCUUUGUUUUCUAUUGCCUAUUGGAAGUGUGUUCAAAUUAAAUUCAUAUGGACUGUUUUGUUGUGUGA
Molecule: messenger RNA, 2167 nt
Organism: Juglans regia (Persian walnut)
Lineage: Eukaryota; Viridiplantae; Streptophyta; Magnoliopsida; Fagales; Juglandaceae
Product: probable galacturonosyltransferase-like 9
Exons: 1
Coding region: 351-1496 (381 amino acids)
Cellular component (GO): Golgi apparatus
Molecular function (GO): glycosyltransferase activity
Source: RefSeq, a predicted model, not a curated record